GCUUAUAAAGGCAGCGAGAUCGCGCCCAGGCAACAGUGACUGCAGCAGCUUGUCCGGAAGGCACAGCGCCGCUCCGUUUCAACGGGCCGGCUGCACUCACAGUGUGAUCUGUCUUAAAGUCGCAGCCGCUGCGUUGUGUAGGGAAGAGACGGCACGGGUAUAAAUGAGCUGCAGCGCAGUGUCGUUGUGAUCAGAUCGCCCUCAGCUCAGUCACUGCUGCUGGUUCUGGGUCAACUGGGUGCCAAACGCCAUGUGCCGUGUCCACACUAACUGCAGAGGGUGACAGUCUCUCACAGUUGCCGUUCGCUCUCUUUGAACAGUCAAUUUCCAUCCACUGCUUUCUAAACAGACGAGUUGGCGGCUGAACAGCGCUCUGCUCAGCUCCAGAUCACCACAGACCCGAACACAGGGGAGCCCACACCCUGCAGUAGCCCGGACCAUGCUUUCACUCGCCGGAUCGACUGCCGACAAGUUUCGCGUUUGAUGAGAAUGUCAGUAAGAAUGCAUGAAAACCGGAAAUCAAGAGCCAGCAAUGGCUCAAUGAAUAUUUAUCUCUUCCACAAAACCACCUAUGCCGACAGUGUCCUCACCCACUUGAAUCUUCUGAGACAGCAGAGGCUCUUCACAGAUGUGCUCCUUCAUGCAGGUGAGAAGACCUUUCCUUGCCACAGGGCCGUACUGGCUGCCUGCAGCCGUUACUUUGAGGCUAUGUUCAGUGGAGGAUUACGUGAGAGCAAGGACAAUGAAGUUAACUUCCAUAACUCCAUACACCCAGAGGUUCUAGAGCUUCUUUUAGACUAUGCUUACUCAUCGCGUGUCCUCAUUAAUGAAGAAAAUGCAGAGUCACUACUGGAGGCUGGUGAUAUGCUGCAGUUCCAAGAUAUUCGGGAUGCUUGUGCAGAGUUCUUGGAGAAAAACCUCCACCCAACCAACUGUCUUGGAAUGCUGCUGCUCUCUGAUGCCCAUCAUUGCACUAAGCUUUAUGAGCUGUCUUGGAGGAUGUGCCUCAGUAACUUCCCAACCAUAAGCAAGAGUGAAGACUUUCUGCAGCUGCCAAAGGAUACACUGGUGCAGCUUCUCUCAAGUGAAGAGUUGGAGACGGAGGAUGAGAAGCUUGUGUACGAGACCACAAUAAAGUGGGUGAAGUAUGAUGUGAGCAGGCGUCACUGUUGUUUGCCAGAACUGUUGCAAACUGUUCGAUUGGCCCUCCUUCCAGCCGUUUAUCUGAUGGAGAAUGUGGCCACAGAAGAGCUUAUAACUAGGCAGCUGAAGAGUAAAGAGUUAAUAGAAGAAGCAAUACAUUGUAAAUUAAAGAUUUUACAGAACGAUGGAGUGGUGACAAGUCUUUGCGCCAGGCCUCGAAAAACUGGACAUGCCUUGCUCCUCCUUGGAGGACAGACCUUUAUGUGUGAUAAAGUUUAUCUAAUAGACCAUAAAGCAAAGGAGAUCAUUCCAAAAGCAGACAUUCCCAGCCCACGCAAGGAAUUCAGUGCAUGUGCAAUUGGCUGCAAAGUAUAUGUGACUGGGGGACGGGGGUCAGAAAAUGGAGUCUCGAAGGAUGUUUGGGUGUACGAUACUCUUCAUGAAGAAUGGUCAAAAUCAGCCCCAAUGCUGGUCGCAAGGUUUGGCCAUGGAUCUGCUGAGCUGAAACACUCCCUGUACGUGGUGGGUGGGCACACCGCAGCCACAGGACGGCAGCCAGCUUCACCCUCUGUUUCUCUAAAGCAAGUGGAACAGUAUGACCCAGUGACCAAUAAGUGGACAAUGGUAGCACCUCUUCGGGAAGGUGUCAGCAAUGCAGCUGUAGUCAGUGCUAAGCUUAGGCUGUUUGCCUUUGGUGGUACCAGUGUGAGCCAUGAUAAACUGCCUAAAGUACAGUGUUAUGACCCAGUUGAAAAUAGAUGGACUGUGCCAGCCACCUGCCCUCAGCCUUGGAGAUACACAGCUGCAGCUGUGCUGGGAAACCAAAUUUUUAUCAUGGGUGGGGAUACUGAAUUCUCUGCAUGUUCUGCAUACAGAUUUAACAGUGAGACCUAUCAAUGGACUAAAGUUGGGGAUGUUACUGCAAAGAGAAUGAGCUGCCAUGCUGUGGCCUCUGGAAAUAAACUCUAUGUUGUUGGAGGCUAUUUUGGCACUCAGAGAUGUAAAACACUGGACUGCUAUGAUCCCACUUUGGACACAUGGAAUAGCAUCACUACGGUACCUUAUUCGUUAAUUCCCACUGCGUUCGUUAGUACGUGGAAGCACCUUCCUACAUAGAAGUCACAACCCUUCAAUAUUUUACAGAACAGUUUCCAGGAUUCCUGAUAUGAAGAAUUUUUUAAACCGUGAAGAAACACAACUUAAAGGAAGAAUAUAAAGCCUUUUCUUAACUAAGCUAAAAUGACUUGGCUUUGGCAAUUUGCAUAUAACAUGCUUAUAACGAUUUGAAGAGAACAUUUUUUUCAUACACAUCCGUUUGUUGUGACUGUGAGCCUAUUUUUGAACAAUGGUUGCCAAUGGCAAUUGCUAAUGAAUCAUAGGUGACAUUAUUUGGUUCCUCCAUGAAGUAUGACUUAUCACCAUGCUGCCACACUGUUCUCAGUUUUUAUUGGCUCCGAACAUUUGUAUGUAAUAUUUUAAACAACUGUCAUUAGGUAGCAGGACAUUUGAAAUGCUGGUGCCAACUAUGAGGAAGAGGGGAAAUAAUAAAGAGCACGAAUUUGGGCUGAACGUGAUGUAGAUGUACUUCCCCAAAUCUUUGCUAUUGGGGCCGCCACUGUGGACAAUGUUGAUGGCUCUGCCUGUGGCAGCAACAACCCUGCUUUGAGAGUCCACGCUGUCAGGCAGGAAAACCCUGCAGACCGUGGAGAGGGAGGUCAGCUGCCAAAAUCAUUAAAGGUCAAUCUUUAUUAACAGAGGGAGGAGAAAAAUUGACCUGAGGGUCAGAAAUACAUCUUUUAUAUGAAUCUGUUAUUUAUGUUUUUUUAAUGAUUAUAGGCUAUUUAUUGUUCAAUGAUGACUUGCACAUUGAAAUGAACAAGUAUUCAUAAAUGUGUACUUUGUGUUAAGGAGGAUCUGUUGAGAAAUAUUUGCACACUUGUUUAGAAGGGAUGGGCGUGUUGGGAAAGGCAGCUCACACACUUUAAAACCAUACCCAUUCUCACUUAAGAUGAAAAGUGCAAACCUGCAAUGAAGGGGUGGGGGAAUUUCCAGUCGGAAAUGGGAAGGGACCAGAAGCGAGUUCUUAAGUUACGACUGCACUGGAAGAAGGCAGUGAGGUCACUUUCUCAAGCCUAUAGCUCAACAGGUUGCAUGUUGUACAUUCUAGCAUCUGGCCACAUUUCACUAAGUUUCUUAGUGCUUCCAGUGCUUUGAUGUAGGCACUGUUUAGUGCAUGCUAAUUAAUCUCUGAACAUGUUUUUCUUCUUCUAGUUAAUCCAGUCUCGGUGACAGUCCCUUAUUUCAAACAAUUAUAUUGAAUCGUAAUGAAUGAAAAUGAUUGGAACUGCAACUAGUUUUCAUUAUGAUUCAAGAGCCAACCUUUCCUGCUAUGUACGAGAUAGAUGAAAGGGAGAGAAGCAAGAUUCAGACUGGAAAAUUCAGAUAUUAUAGAUUCUAGGGCAGUGGCACUCUUUGCAAAUGAAGGAUUAACAUGCUAUACUACAUUCCUGCACGCAUUACUUUUAGGCAGAUGCUAAUCCAUUUAAAAUAAACAGGUUAACACCUGUCUAAAAAUAGAGCACAGUGGAAUGCAGUGUAAGCAUGUUAACUCUUUAUACAUGAAAUUCUUUAAUCAGAAUUUCUAGUCCUUUUUGAAGCAUCAUUCCUUCUUGGCAUUUAUGCAUUACAAUAUCGGGUCAGUGAGAUCAAAACAUUCAGUGACAUUAGUGCUACGUUAUUAUUUGAUUACUUCAGGGCAAUUUAGGUAACAUUUUUGAGAGAAUAAGUAUGUGUGGAAGUGGUCAAUCCGCAUAAACACUGGAAUUCUAAAACUUAAUAUAUGCAUUGCUACAUAAUCUAAAAUGGAACUUUAUUGUGACUGGGUACACUGCAUAUAAAUUGAACAUAAGUGAGUGUUUCCAUCAGUUGGAAAUGCACUGCCCAUUUGGGAACUGAGCCGUACAAACAAUAGAAAUUUUAGUUUAGAUUUCUGGCAUGUAUGCAGUUAGUUUGUCUUAGGGGUUGGGAGGGGAAGAGAGGGAAUGGUAAGGGUGAUAAAAUAAGUUUCAAAACAGCCUUCAACCAUCUAGGGCAAGGAAGUGAACAAUCACCCAAGAUUCCCGAAAAUGGUCAUCAGACAGUGAUCUCUGUUGGAAGGUUUUAGUGUGGUCACUGGGUGGUGUCAAGUUGUGAUGCAUUGCAUGACAUGAAUAAUAGGCAUCUGUGGCCACAGAUUGGGCAACCAUCUUGUAUUUAUCAACCUGAGUCACAGCUUUCAGGAGAAGAUAAACAAAAAAGUGGAUGGUGCAGUAAAUAAAGUGAAUAUUGUUAUUAGGAAAUGAGGUAAUGUAGAUGUUCUGCUUGUGAAGUAAAGUGGUAGUGCAGUAGUAGAUGACUAGUGUUUAUUAGGUGUACAUUAUUGGUUGAAAUAUCUAGGCAGUUUCAAAUGCCUAUUUCCUUGUGAACCAAUUAAAAAUGGAAAAAAAUCAACUUUGAAGGUCUGACCAGUGCCACCAUUGGAAAAAAAUGUUAUGCAUCUUUUCAAUCACUGGGGCAGGAAUAUCAGCUAAUUUUAGUUACAUUUCGUGAAGGCUAUUUGCCCUUGAAUAAUAACUAAGAGGAGGCAUUGAAGACAGGGUGGGCCUCAAGCUCUACGGGGCACUCUCUGGGGUCCUGCUUUUUGAAUUGAUGUGGUAAUUUUGCUUGCCAUUUGGCUAUUGCAGAUCUGCAAAAACACCGCACAGUUUGAAGAGAAUGCAAUUCACAGCAGAGUGCACACAUAAAGUUGGCAUAAGACAAGAAGGUUCUUCCUAUUUUGUACACUCAUCACCAUAGCAACACAUUACAAAGCAUACUCUUCUAUUUCCAAUGUAAUUGCAUAAAGGCCUUUUCAAAAGAGCUGACACCUGUCUGAAUGAGUGUGAUUAGAGAUGAAUAAUGUCUGCACCAACAAAAGUAAAUGUGUGUGUAUAAAAAAAUGUCAUUGCAAGAUUCACUGUGAGUGUUUCCUUUUUUUACUGCUUGAAUGUAACAUUUUUGUAAAAGUAACUUUUUUU
Messenger RNA from Pristis pectinata (smalltooth sawfish), 5198 nucleotides. RefSeq names its product ectodermal-neural cortex 1 (gene enc1). The record is from RefSeq and is a predicted model, not a curated record. Gene Ontology annotation, molecular function: protein binding. Lineage: Eukaryota; Metazoa; Chordata; Chondrichthyes; Rhinopristiformes; Pristidae. The transcript has 3 exons. Bases 484 to 2259 code for a protein of 591 amino acids.